AUGACGAUCAACUACAAGAACACAGUGUUUCCAAAUGAUGUGGUUCUCUGUCAAUUGAUGGAAAUGGCGUUUGCUAGCAAGCGCGAUGCCAUAGUGGACGUUCCUCGCGGUAUUACGGCUAGCUAUGCCCAACUUUUGACAGACGUGCUCAAAACACGUGAGAGAAUAUGGGCCGAAGCGCCCAGAUCUAUGUUCGAUGAUAAAGGCAUCAUCACGCUUGAUUCGCCAUUCAUUUUCAUUCUUAGCUCCGCAAGCUACCUUGUGCCCGUUGCAGCCUUUGCGGUCCUGUCCGUAGGAGCUGCGAUAUGUCCGAUGUCACCAAAUACAAAAGAAGCGGAAGCUCUGCGCUCGCUGCAGAAGGCAAAUUCAUCAAUCGUUGUCGCCGACUCCAUGCAUAUGAAGCAUGCCUUAGGCAUUCAAGAGUACGCCGCUUCGCAAGGAAGAAACAUCACUAUCAUUCCAAUUUCCUGCCAAAGCCCUAGCCCACCGACAGUAUCCGAUCUGAACAUUCUCAUUGAUCCAGAUUGGCAGCUAGACCCUGACCGACCAGGGGUAUUAAUGAUGACUUCAGGGACAACAGGACCUAGCAAAGGAGUCAUACACGCCCGAAAACUCUUCGCUCUCGCACACCCGAAGCUGACUAGUGAAGAUGUAUACCUGUGUCAUCGCUCUGCAGCCUGGAUGGGCGGUUUGUUGCCAUUAGUCACCGGCUUAUGCCGCGGAACACAAUUGGAAAUUGUGGAGCGUGAUCCAUGCCAGAUCUGGGAGCGACUACGGCACGGGAGACUCACUGUUCUUCGAUCAGCUCCAGUAGUGUGGUUGAACCUGAUGGAAUAUUACCAAGAGGUAAUCUGCAAGCUAGCCCCAGAAGUUAUAGAGGAAUACACACGUGGCGUGCGAAACCUCCGUUCAGCCAGUACCGGUUCGGGGUAUCUACUACCUCAUGUCCGGCGAUUUUGGAUGGAUGAAAUGGGUCUACCGAUGCUUAUGGUAUAUGCUGGAACGGAGAUGGGAGGGCCGGUGACCGUCAGAAAGUCCUUAAUCUACCCAGAUGAUGAGCAGCGUCGCAUUGGGGAAGCGAUCAAGAAUGUUACAGUCAAACUUUCUCAGGGGAAUCAGGGAGAAAUCCUGGUCAAAAGCCCAUCCAUGUUCUUGAGAUACCUUGAUAAUCCGGAAGCAACAAAGGCUGCCUUUGAUGAGAAUGGCUUCUACAAGACAGGCGACCUAGCCCGUUGGGAGAAUGAUGAAUAUAUAUUGAUGGGUCGUACCUCCGAAUUUGUGCGAUACAACGGGCAUAAAGUCCCAAUGCACGACGUCGAGGCCUAUAUUUGGAAGCUUCCUUACAUUUCUGAAGUAUGUGCGCUUGCUGUUCCCGUAAGCAACAGUGCCUUCACUUCAGAGAGAGUCGGGGUUCUUGUCCGCCUUAAGGCUCUGGAUGGACAAGUACACGGGCACUGCUGUGAGCACAAAUUUACGCUAGAGAAGCUGAGAGAAGAUCUAUCAACCGAGCUGCCGUUCCCUAUGCUUCCAACAGCUAUGCAUGUUCUCCAAGAAGGUGAAGAAAUCCCGAAGACAAUCUCGGACAAGGUCAUCAGAAAGGAGGCAGUGAGAAAGUUUUUCCCAGGUGCAGAAUGCAGCCCUCAAGCAAAGAUCUGGGAUGCAGAAGUCUGUCUUUCUUAA
This is a messenger RNA of Penicillium pulvis, 1680 nucleotides long. RefSeq names its product ANL family adenylate-forming protein. Gene Ontology annotation, molecular function: very long-chain fatty acid-CoA ligase activity. Bases 1 to 1680 code for a protein of 559 amino acids. Gene Ontology annotation, biological process: fatty acid biosynthetic process. The transcript is spliced from 5 exons. The record is from RefSeq and is a predicted model, not a curated record. Lineage: Eukaryota; Fungi; Ascomycota; Eurotiomycetes; Eurotiales; Aspergillaceae.